Drosophila eugracilis is the source of this 4924-nucleotide messenger RNA. It is a transcript of the gene fz4, whose product is annotated as frizzled-4. Gene Ontology annotation, molecular function: Wnt receptor activity; Wnt-protein binding. Gene Ontology annotation, biological process: non-canonical Wnt signaling pathway; canonical Wnt signaling pathway. The record is from RefSeq and is a predicted model, not a curated record. Gene Ontology annotation, cellular component: plasma membrane. The transcript is spliced from 4 exons. Lineage: Eukaryota; Metazoa; Arthropoda; Insecta; Diptera; Drosophilidae. Bases 1746 to 3842 code for a protein of 698 amino acids.
AAUGCAAGAAUUGUUCUAAAUCUGCAUGGGGGAAAAGUGAAAGUGAGACUCUGGCCAGGAAAGGAGAAAGCACAGAUUGCUCAAAAGGUAAAUGGAAAUACUUUUCAGGUAAAUCCGAUUAUGGAAUAUUUUCCGAGGAGUGGCAUAUCUGAGAUAUGGUACUUCAAAAAUAUCCUUUGUGCAUCCUUUUGCUAGCUACUAAAUUGAUGUAAAGUUGAAAACUUUCAUUUGGCUUUCGUAAUUAGUUGGUAGUUGCAAAAAAAAAAAAAAAAAAAAGUCAGAAAAGGAUAUGAACGUACGUGUAUAUCCUUUCCACAUAUGUGUAUGUGUUUCAACGUCUGCGCGUGUGCGUUAAACAACAACAAAUUCGCACACACACAUGCGAGUCCUGCUGCUAAAUACAUAAACGUCCAGCAGCUGUCUCUUUUUAAGCGAACUGAAGCUCUCUCUUUCCCACACAUGUGCGUAUUUGUCACGUUUCAUACAUAAAACGUAGCAUACAUGUGUUACGUGUUUUUGUUGGGGGGUUGAAAUAUAUGGGCGUGGCCAAUGCUUUUUGCCAUAUGUGUGCGAAAGAGAUACCGAAUCGAGGUUAAAAAGAGAUGGCAAAAUAGACGAAAGGCCAGCAUUAAUGUUGAAAUGGCAAUUGUAGUCCUUGCGGCAAUUGUUUUUAAUUUAAAUCUGAGAGUUGUUGAAAAUAAAACCUAAUAAGUCAUAGCCAAUAUGAUUUUUAAACUAAUUUACUUAACAUUUAAUAAUAUUUUUAGCUUAAUAUACCAUUUUUAAAAGCAUGUUUAAAGCUUUUUGUUACUUAGUAUAGUAAAAAAUAAACAUAAAUAUUGUAUAUUUAAAAUUAAAUAUUAAUUUAUAAACAAUUUUUGUGCGCUCUUUCACCAUGGCGCCAUCUAUUUUAUUUCAAAAAGUGCGCCUUAGGAAAAGCUGUUUUGUAGUUCCCAUAAAAUUCCGCCUGAGGACGCUUUCAACUUAAAAAAAAACAAUCAGAAAAUGGUCCCACCCAAUGCCUAUCGUUUUCAAUAUGGCGCCUAUCGAAAAAAGAUCUUGAGAAAAUCUCGAUCGGCCACACUGCUUUUUGUGUUUACUUAACAUAACAGUCGGCUGUUAUUUUUAUACUACGGCACUAUGAUUGCCACCCCUGGUUUACAUUAAAAUAUUACAAUAAAUACCUUUAUUUAAAAUGUAAAUUCUUGAAAGGCAGAAUGCCGUUCUUAUUUAGUGAAACUUGUGAAAUAUGUAAUGAUUUACUAGAUCAUGUACGAGUUAAUCCCUGAAGAAAACCCGUUUAUCGACUGAGAACUGGCGAGAGUGGAGUGAGAAAGGGGAGUAGAACGUGAAUGAGGUGGGGAAAGAGGAGAAGCGAUAACAAGAACGACGCCGAAAAAAAAAGGUAGUUAACGAGUUGACAAGCCAAAAGCAACAAUAACAAGCUGGAAAGAAGAAGAGCUGGAAAUUAUUGGAAAGAGCGAGCGAGAAAGGGCGAGAACCUGGAACAGGUUACCCCUUCCAGCGUUUCACUAAAGAACACAGAAUCUGCAUAAAGUUCGAAUUCUUCGGGAAGAAAAGUGGGAACCAUAAGUGAAGUUAACCCCUAAGAUCGGAUUCAUUGGGAGAUAAAAGAAGAAAUCUUUUGGGAAGAAAUCCCAAAGUGUAGAUUUUUUCAAAAAAAAAAAGAUUUACUAAAUUCUGAUUCGGAAAUAAAUUCAUAUCCAGUAAAGAAAUCAGAAGAAAUGAUGCUUCCAUACAUAGUUUAUCCACUGGUGAUGAUCCUCCUCUAUCCACGUCUUACCAAAACCUCAUCCGGUGGCAAUCCCAGCGCAAGUUCCAGUUCCCCGCCAGAAAUCCCCACAUUCCGACAAUGUGAAACCAUUCGAAUAGAAAUGUGCCGUAAGAUCGGUUAUAAUGAGACCUCUAUGCCUAAUCUGGUGGGCCACGAAAUGCAAACGGAUGUGGAGUACACCCUGCAGACAUUUGCUCCAUUGAUCGAAUACGAUUGUAGUUCCCAGUUAAAAUUAUUUCUGUGCGCCGCCUAUGUGCCCAUGUGUACGCCCAAGGCACCAGUCCAUGCUAUAGGUCCCUGUCGGAGUCUCUGUGAAUCGGUGAGGAUACGUUGUCAUCCGGUUUUGCAGGGAUUCGGAUUCCCAUGGCCACCGGCUUUGGAUUGUGAGCGGUUUCCGCGGGAGAAUAACCACGAAACCAUGUGCAUGGAGGGACCAGGGGAAAUGCAUCAGCCGCAGCAGGAUCAAGAUCUAUAUGGGUUGCCAGGACAAGGAAUGCCUGGUGGCCUGGGCGGUAAAGUACCAAUGGAUUGCUCAGGAUUAGCCAAAUCUCAUCUGUAUGUAAGGCUACCAAGAUCGGGACGAUGUGCACCGCUUUGUGAGGCUGAUAUAUUAUUUACGCCAGCGGAAAAACAUCUGGCGGAGAUCUGGGUCUCGACAUGGGCCUAUGCCGCCUUAGGUCUGGCCCUGGUGGCCACCGUUUGUCUUCUGGCCAGCGAUGGCAGUCGUUUAGCAAGUGCCAAGUGGUCCAGAUUGUUGUCACCUUUGAUUUGGUGCCACAACAUGGUCACUUUGGGAUGGGCAGUGCGUUUCAUUGUGGGAAGAACGGGCACAGCAUGUGGAACGGAUCCCCAAGCUCCCAAUGAAUCCCUACUCAGCGUGGAUGGACUCUCCAAUGCAUCCUGUGCCAGUGUCUUCCUUAUGCGAUACUACUUUGGGAUGGCUGCUUGCGCUUGGUGGGCUGUGCUUUGUUUGGGCUGGCACCGAGACAUUCGUCGGCAUAGCCCGGAUUCCAAGGGUCAUGUGGCCAUUCCCUCUAAUUUUGGAGGCAGUCCAGCGAAAAGGAACAAUGUCAAGAACGCCCAGCAGGAUCUGACACAAAAUAACUUUGUGUGUUUUGUGGCCUGGGGAUUGCCGGCCUUUCAAACGGCAGCUGUGAUUGUUGCCCGUUUUGUGGAUGCAGAUGAAUUGCUGGGCGCCUGCUUUGUGGGCAACCAGUCGGAUAAGGCUCUCCAGAUUUUGGUGGCCACGCCUGUCUUUUGCUAUUGGAUUUUUGGGUCGAUGAACCUGAUCUCCGGCUAUCUGGUACACUGUCGCACCAAGGAGAUCUUAAGGAAUAGCAAUACUCUGAGUUUACAACAGCAACUCCAACAAUUGAGUGCUCAUAGUAGUUCAGGUAUUGGUAUAUUCCUUUUCAUCUAUGGACUGGCAUGUGCCCUACUCCUUUUGGCAGUCAUUUACGAGUUUGCCAACAUCGAUGUUUGGCUGGGAUCGGGUGACACCAAUACGCCAUUGUGGCCAUUUUUAGUGCGCGCCUUUAUGGAACUGAUGCUGGGCAUUUGCUGUUUUGCUUGGGUCUUAGGACCGAGCAUUUCCACUCUCUAUAAGAGACAAGUUGGCAAUGGCAAGAUGGUGAAACAGACGACUACAGGAGGAGGAGUUGGAGCUGGAAAUCUGGAUGGGCAUAGUAGCUCACGAGGAUCACAUGCUGCUUGCAACAGUACGGUUGUCUCGUAUCAUUCAGUAAGGCCAUCAAUGGCAAGUGCUCCCUUGCCGCCAAGUCCCUACAAACUGAAGACUUCACCUGGAGCAGGUUCUAUAUCGCUAAAUCAGAUGUCCAACUAUUCUCUGGGUAGAAGCAUGCAUCACCAACAGCGCCAUUCACCCCAUCAUCAUCAUCACCAGCAGCAGCACCAUCAUCAUCAUCAUCACUCCUCAUCCUCGCAUCGCCUGUAUUAUCCACCCGGUAGCUAUGCUUCGCAAAAGUAUAGCCAGCAUGGUAGCUAUUAUCCACACUUGCAGCACUAUGGCGAUGAGACGCUGCUCUAGGCGGGAUUAAGCCUACAUUCAGGGGAUGAUACGACGACCCCUGCUUCCAGUCAAUGUUCCUGCGGCAGCAGCUGUGCCAAAGUCAGUCCUGUACUAUAAUUUAAAGUGGUGGGGUUAACUAGCUAUAAAACGGACUUAGGUUUAGGAUAUUUUAACUGCUCCUUCCCAUAGAACACAAUGAAAACCUAACUAUGUACUGUGUAUAUAACCCGGGAAAUGUCCUCUUAUUUAGUUUAGACCAAAAAAGAAAGGUCAUAGGUCAUCUAGCCAACCCCCACACAUACACACAUUGUAUUGUAAUUGCCCUAGAUGGGAUCCCAUAUCCUAUUUUCGUGUGUACUUAAUGUUGCUCCUAAUUAGUUGCCCGUUGCGUUGCCCUUUUGCCGUUUUGGUGUAACCAAAUUCAAUAAUCGCUCUUGCCUUUUACACAUUAAGAUGUCGCCUGUGCGCUUUAUAUAUAUAUAUAUAUAUAUAUAUAGCUUUGAUAUAUAUUAAAACAUAUUUUUUUUUUCAAAAAGAGAAAGGAACACGCAGCAACCAAAUACUGUGAUACGCAUGUUCAUGUCUUCAAAAAAUGGCCGAACAGAAAAGUAGGACCUCCCUUGCUGUCUUCUUACUCUGAUGCCGAAACAAGUGUACUUAACAAAUGAAAAACAAUCGCAAUUGCAAUCCUAGAAGUAAUGCCUAAUUGUAUUCAGUGUGCCAUUAGCUUUAAGGACUUUACUGAGCAAGUCAAAAACACAAAAUGCCUUGGAGAAAUCGUUAAAAUUUAAAUCGAACUUUAUGUGAGUGAAAUUGUUAAAGAUUUCCUUUAAGUGAAACCAUAUUUGGGUAGUAUAAACCUAUUUUUAUACAGUAAUCCCAAUAUUAUUUCAACUAUUUCAAUGCCGUAGUCUCUUUCUAAGAACGUAAACCAGAACAAGGCCUUAUUUUAACUGUCCAACUACCUAACUCUAUAAAAAAUAAGAAUCUAUACGCAUCGUAUAGAUCUUAACUAACAGUAUAUGUAUUUUGUAUUGUGUAUUUUUUAUUAAUAUAUAUAUGUAACUUAUUUGCUAGCGAAUAAAGUGUCGAAAAGUUAA